GGAUCGAGCACCGGUUUGGAUUCGGAGUCCAGGGGUAAGCCAUGGCUCCGAAGAAGGUCAAGGAAAAGGUCAAGGCCAAGGCCAAAGGCAAAGCCAAGGCCAAAGCCAAGGAGAAGGCUGCUGCUUCAAAGGACAAGGCGGUGGCCAGCUUGUCGACCGUGGCAUCCUUGAAGGAAGGCUACGAUGCUCAAGCCAAUCAGUUUGGGUACGUGAACGUCACGGACAUGAAGGCCAUGAGCAAGCUCGCGGAGUUCCUGGCUUUGGAGCCCGACGUCGUCAGCAAAGAGAUGAAGGCCAUUGAUUUCGAUGCCAACAAUCUGGUGUCCUUUGCAGAAUUCGUGCUGUGGGCGGACAAGCACACCAUUGGCAUUCCGCUCGGCAUUGACAUACCUGACAAGCGGGAAUGGAGGAAAGGAAUGCCCGCCUGGUGGACGAGCAUCCCACCACCCACGCCGGAAGAGGAGGCUGCUCUCAAGGCUUCCACAGCAGGCGUGUCAGUGGCGGCCAAGAAGACAAAGAAGGCAAAGAAGGCAAAGAAGGUGGUCCCAGAAGAUCCCGACACUUCGGAGCUAGAGGACUUCAUCAGUGCAGCCAAAGAAGCUGAGUGGGACACGUUGCGGGAGAUCUUGGGCCGACAUCCCGGCUACGUGAAUAUGCGGCCGCCAUACCGGCGCUACGCGGCCAUUCAUCAGGCCUGCUACCACGGAGACGCCAGCAUUGUGCGAGAGCUCGUAGAGACUUGGUCCGCGGACGCCUUGCUGAAAACGAAGGACGGUGAGACCCCUGAGGAUGUGGCGCAAGAGAGCGGAUCCGAUGAAGUGGUCACCUGCCUACAGGAGUUGACGGUGACGGCAGAUGAUGAUGAUGAGUCAGAGGUGGAGGAGCCCCCAGCCAAAAUGAUGCGCGGGGGCGGAGCUGACCUGGAUCCAGAAGCCCUGAUGGAGAAAGCCAGCGAGGCUAUUGAGCAUGCCAAGUGGCAGCAGUGGGACGAGAUGUUCGCCAUCUUUGAGGCUUACCCAGGCUGCCAAAACAUGCGGCCCGAGUAUCGCCGCUUCGCUGCCAUUCACCAGGCGGCCUAUGCCGGAGACAGCGAGAUCCUGAAGCGCAUGGUGGAGACCGGCGCGAAUCCAGGCCUGCCGACCAGAGACAAGGAGACGCCGCUCCAAGUGGCGGAGGCCGAGGGCAACACGGAGGCCGUGGAGUACCUGGCCUCCCUCGAGGUCACCUCAGACAGCGCGGCCUUGAUGCAGCAUGCCCACGAGGUCAUCGACGCGGCCAAGGAGGGCAAGUGGGAUCGGACCUUUGAGCUGUUGGCGGGCUACAGCAAGCCGGAGCAAGUCGUGAACACACGACCCAGCGUCCGUCAGUACGCGGUCCUGCACCAAGCUGCUUUUCAUGGGGACAUCGAGGUGCUGCGAAAAUUGCUUGAAGAUUACAAGGCGAACGUCAAGCUUCUGACGAAGGAUGGGAAGACGGCGCUGCAGAUCGCGGAGACCGCGGGGCAAGAAGCUGCCGCCAAGUACCUCGAGGCAUGCGUUCCCAGCAUCCAGCUGGAGGAUGACUUUGUGAAAUAUCCAGAGCAGGGCUUUGUGAAGGUCGAGGACAAAGCACUCCUCAAGAGGUUCCAAGAUCUUCUCAACAAGUCGCACAAAAGCACCUGCAACUUCACGCGUGACCGGAACUGGGCCAGCGGCGUUUUUGAAAACGCCACACCGGUGCCCACCGGCUACGAACUUGUCGGAGCAACGCGAAACGAGAACGCGGCCCUGUGGCGCAUCUACCAGGUGUCGAAGGAGGUGACUCGCUUGGACUGCCAAAAGCCCUUGAAGGAGGCUCCGUUCAAGAAGUGGACACCGCUGACCAUGGAGGCGGGCAAGGCCCUGGACUGGAGCGACCUGGACUUCUGCGAAGAGGCCAAUGAGUGGCUACUGUUUCAUGCCAGCAUCCCCGAGGCGUUGUCGGCCAUCGCGCGCACGGGCUUCACCAUGGCGAAGCUGGGCUCCGGCGGCACCACCGGCAGCGGGGGGCUCUACGGCGACGGGACUUACUUUGCAGACUCCAUCACGAAGGCCGACGAGUACGCGCGGCGCAAGGUGGAGAAAGGCGAGUUCGCAGGCUGCCGGGCGGCCGCCCUUUGCCGCGUACUUGGCGGGCGCCACUUCUACAUGGACAAGGACGUCAAUGACAAGGACAAGCCCAAGUUUGCCAAGAGAGUCCUGGAAGGGCACUACAACAGCACUGUGGGCGACCGCUUGAAGGUGAAGAAUACCUUCAGGGAAUAUGUGGCCUAUGAUGCAGCGGCAACAUAUUUGGAGUACGUCAUCUACUAUCGGCGCAAAGGUGUGCCAGCCAAGCACGAGUGACAGCUGCUGUGGCAACAUCGAUUCCUAGACAGCGGGUGCCGUGCUGGGCGUUUGAUUGAAAACUAGGC
Effrenium voratum is the source of this 2431-nucleotide messenger RNA. NCBI's taxonomy places the organism in Eukaryota, Dinophyceae, Suessiales, Symbiodiniaceae. The record is from the annotation of a GenBank genome assembly.